CUAUGAACUAGUGUUUAUGAACGAUCCUACCAUACGAUUUAUAUCACCAUGGAAAUAUAUUUGUGAAGCGGUGAUUUAAUGUUUACGUGUUAUGCAUGCAUACACCGAAUUUUGAUGAUUUUUUCGCUAUUCAUCACCUUUUUUUCGUUGUUUUUAUUGUUUGAAUCAGCAAUUUAACCGAGUAAAAAAAUGUCCGAACAAGAUAUACAAAGGGCUAGUCUAUUGGCUCGAGUCAAUUUUCCAAUCUAUUGUAUUAAAUCAAUUUCUGAACGUCAUAUUCUGAUCGGUGGUGGUGGAGGUAUGGCUAAAACUGGGAUAUCAAAUCCUUUUGAAAUUUAUGAAUUAACUUAUGAUCCUGUAACAAAUACGGCCAGAGCAACGUUGGCAACACAUUUUGAUGUUGGUGCAAAUGCAAUCAUGAAUAUGUGUGUGAUUCCAUCAUCGAAAUAUUUAUUUGAAUUGGCUUGCGGUGGAAUGCAAGGAAUGUGCCAUAUUUAUGAUGUAAAAUUUAGAUUCAAAAACGGUCUGACUACUAAUCAUCAUGAUGAUCAUUCAAAUGAUCAAAAUAAUUCUUCAAGCAAUUAUCUUCGUCGUAGACAUAUGAGCCUAAGUUCACAGAACUCUAUUGAAGAUAUUGAAGAGAAUAUCGAAGAAUAUCAUGGUCCGACGGUCGAAAUUAAGAAUAAACUUAAAACAGAUAGUGAUAUUCAUCAUAAUGAUAACCAAGACGGUGAUAAGAAAAAUUCCGUUCCAAAUACCAUUCCUGAUUAUAUUUUUGAUUUUGAUCUUAAAGAAAGUUUUCAAACAGAUUUUCAUUCGGAUGAACCUUAUCAAAAAUUGAUUAAAUAUUCAUUGAAUGCCAAUAUGGUUUUUAGUGCCGGAGCCGAUGGUCAUAUUGGAUUCUGGCAGCUUCCAAAUUAUAAACUUUUAACUAGACUCAAAGCUCAUGAAAAUGAAAUCGAUGAUAUAGAUAUUCAUCCAUCUGGUCGUCAUUUAGCUAGCGUAUCCAGAGAUGGCCGUAGUUUAAUCUGGAAUAUUAACAAUUACAAAUUGGUCACAUCAUUGGAACAUAGUCAAGUGAUACCAAAACCAACGAAUAAAGAAAAGCUUUCAAUAUUUACCAAUGCAAAAUAUUUACCUCGAUUAUGUCGUUACUCAAUAGUUGAAGGUGAUGAAAAUAAUGUACGCCUUUUUGUAGCGCUCAACAGUCGAGCCAAAUUAGAUUCAUACAUUUGUAAAUGGACCAUACAGAAAGAUCAAUAUUAUAUGCAAAAAAUUAUUUCAGCCGGUGAUGUUCCACUUUUUGCCAUGGCAAUCAGUGAUGAUGGUAGAUUUUUAGCUGUCGGAAAACAAACCGGUGACAUUGAUGUAUUCAUUGCAUUCAGUCUUCAACGAUGUUAUCAAUUCAGUCAAGCUCAUAACAUAUUUGUUACUGGUAUUGAAUUUCUUUCAACCACACAGGCAUCAUUAGAACUUGUUGGUGGUGAUGUUGAUGCAGCUUUAGUAUCUGUUUCGGUUGACAAUCGAAUUGUUUUGCAUAAAAUUCCCAAACGAGCCACUUUAGGAUUUUUUGGUUCAUUUUUAUUCUUUGUUUUGUUUAUUCUAUUCAUUUAUGUAACCAUGAAUUAUUUUGAUUUAUGA
This is a messenger RNA of Dermatophagoides farinae (American house dust mite), 1641 nucleotides long. Its product is annotated as guanine nucleotide-exchange factor SEC12. Gene Ontology annotation, biological process: endoplasmic reticulum to Golgi vesicle-mediated transport. Gene Ontology annotation, molecular function: guanyl-nucleotide exchange factor activity; protein binding. Gene Ontology annotation, cellular component: endoplasmic reticulum membrane. Lineage: Eukaryota; Metazoa; Arthropoda; Arachnida; Sarcoptiformes; Pyroglyphidae. The record is from RefSeq and is a predicted model, not a curated record.